GAUCAGACUUACUGAAGGAUACUUCCUAGCCUUUCAAUCUGGUGGAAUUCAAUUUACAUUUUAUCGUCCUUCAAUAUCUAAUUCGCACUUCAUAAUUCCAUUUUCGCAUACAAAAUGCCACUUUCCGAUAAAGCUUUGACGAGCGCGCUCUCCAAGACGGUUCGUGACGUAUUCCACAGCGACGAGAAAGAUAAAUUGAGUGUUCGAUUUAUUAGAACAAAAGUAGAAGAGGAACAUGAAUUGGGGGACGGCUUCUUAAGUGAAGGAAAGUGGAAGGAAAAAAGCAAGGGAAUUAUCAAGGGCGAAGUUGACAAAUUGAUGCAAGGAGAUGAAGAGGAGGAAGAGGGCGAGGAAGAGCCUGUGAAGCCAAAGAAUACCAAAAAAGCCCCAGCGAAAAAAGCCACACCUGCUGCGAAAGCAACGAAACGAUCUUCUGCCGAAAAGAAGGCACCUCCUCCAAAGAGACAAAAGAAAGAGAAAACUCCCGUUUCUGAAUCCGAACUUUCUGAACCUGCGGAAUCAGAAUUAUCAGAGAUUGAUUCCGAAAUGAGCGAAAACGAACCAAAAGCGAUACCAAAGAAGCAAGUUAACAAGAAUGCCAAAGCUAUUUCAGACAACGUAAUCGGCGACAAUGAAGAUGAGGUGGCACCCAAGAAGACUAAGAAAUCAGUAACAAAAGAAGCGGUGUCUUCUGGCUCUGAAUUGUCUGAUAUUGAAUCGAUCACUCAAUCCGAGGCAAAAUCUCCUAAGCCCUCGUCCCCAAAGAUCCGCGAUUCAUCCUUAUCCUCCCUCCCAAAAACAGAAGACGAAGCCGCCGGUAACGAAUCCGACUCCUCUGCCAUGUCUGUUGUUCUCGAUGGACCUUUAACCACCAAAUCUCGUGCCAAGAAGUCCAAAUCCACUUCGUCCAAGCCCUCUAAAACAACAAAGGCCGCGAAACCCAAAGCCGCGAAGGCUAAGACCACGGCAGAACUUUCACCCAACGAACAGUUGAUUAAAACACUUCAAUCGCAACUCGUCAAGUGUGGGAUUCGCAAAAUUUGGGCUUUCGAAUUGAAGAAAUAUGAGACAGAAAAUGAGAAAAUCAAACACUUGAAGAGCAUGCUCACUGAGAUUGGCAUGACCGGACGUUUUAGCGAAGGCAGAGCCAGAGAAAUCAAGGAGAUGAGAGAACUACAGGCAGAUUUGGAAGCGGUGAAGGAAGGCGAAAAAGCAUGGGGAAUGGAUAGAAGUUCUAGAAGAAGUGGGAAUGGUGUCAAAGAGGUCAAGAAGAAGAGUGAGGGUAGUGGUGAUGAUGGUGUUGAUGAUGACGACGAUGACAAAAGCAAAAAUGGCAGUACUAAAGAUGAUGAAGAGAGUGAGGAUGAUGACGAGGACAUGGAGGUUUCUGUUAGGGCUAGAAGGAAGAACGAUUUGGCAUUCUUGGGUAGUGAGGAGAGUAGCGAUGAUGACUGAGCGGUUCAAUUACUGAUCUACGUUUUCGUCAAAGGGUUUGUAAAAAUUAAUAGGGAUUUUGGAAUGGAAAUGGAAAUGAAAAUGGGAGUUACAUGGUAUGAAGGCCAUGGUUAUGAUAUCUUGACUGCCAUCGAUGGGUCUGCAUUUGUUUAUCGCAUUGGGGUUAUAGGAUACAAGAUACCUAAUAUCAAGUGCCACAAUUGUACGAAAACAAUACAAUAUAAGUUUUUCACUUUGAACCCUCAAGUUGAGGAUUAGUUGUACAUUAUAGCAUAAAUUUGAAAUGGACUUUGAAUGGAUUGAA
Molecule: messenger RNA, 1759 nt
Organism: Botrytis cinerea B05.10
Lineage: Eukaryota; Fungi; Ascomycota; Leotiomycetes; Helotiales; Sclerotiniaceae
Exons: 2
Coding region: 115-1455 (446 amino acids)
Cellular component (GO): nucleus
Source: RefSeq, a predicted model, not a curated record